Messenger RNA from Drosophila ficusphila, 1616 nucleotides. It is a transcript of the gene Alp11, whose product is annotated as alkaline phosphatase, tissue-nonspecific isozyme. The record is from RefSeq and is a predicted model, not a curated record. The transcript has 2 exons. The coding region runs from base 73 to 1536 and encodes 487 amino acids. Gene Ontology annotation, molecular function: alkaline phosphatase activity. NCBI's taxonomy places the organism in Eukaryota, Metazoa, Arthropoda, Insecta, Diptera, Drosophilidae. Gene Ontology annotation, biological process: dephosphorylation.
UAAAACGAAAGUCUGACAUUGCGAGCACUCAAGUGGGAUUCGGUUAGCCCCGGCGAGAAAACCCGGAUCGAGAUGUUGCUCCCAGCCAGGCAAAUGCCGAUCCUGCUGCUCCUCCUCCCCCUGAUCCUGAUCCCCGUCAGCCUGGUGGAAUCUCGGGCCACCGUGGAACAACCGGCUGGGGAGCAGCUGUCGUCCUUUUGGCUUCGCCAGGCGCAGGAUUCGUUACGCGAACGUUUGGCGAGGUUUAAGGAUUCCAUCACGGAUGUGCGACGGGCCAAGAAUGUCGUGCUGUUAAUGGGCGACGGACUAUCGCUUACCACUCUUACGGCUGCCCGAAUCCUCAAGGGUCAGCGAAGCGGAGGACGCGGAGAGGAGGCUCGGUUGGCCGUGGAGCGAUUCCCCUUCGCCGGAUUGACCAAGACGUACUGCGUCGACGAGCAGACGCCGGACUCCGCCUGCACGGCCACCGCCUACCUGGGCGGCGUGAAGACCCAGGGUGGCACGGUGGGUCAGAGUGCCAGUGGCGAGCGGGUGGACUCCGUGAUCCAGUGGGCGCAACGGGCGGGCAAGGCGACCGGUGUGGUGACCACCACCCGGCUGACGGACGCCAGUCCCGCGGGAGCCUAUGCCCAUGUUCGAAGACGCGGCGAGGAGCUGGAGAUCGCCCGCCAGCUGGUGGAGGAGGAGCCGGGCAGGAGCCUGGAGGUGAUCCUGGGCGGCGGCUUCGGCAAGUUCGCCGGCGAGCGUCGCGAUGGCAAGGAUCUCCUCGCGCAGUGGCGGCAAUCCAAUCCGAAGGGCUGCCUCUCGCGAUCCUUGAAAGAGUUGAGGAACUGCAGCGGGGCAACGGGCAAGCUGCUGGGACUCUUCAGUGACAACCACAUGUCGUACCACCUGGCAGCCAGCAAGGAUCAGCCGAGACUCUCCGAAAUGGCAGUGGCUGCCAUUGAGAAGCUGGAGCGGAAGUCACAGGAAAGUGGAGACGGAAGUGGUUACUUUGUGUUCAUCGAGGGAGGGAGGAUCGACCAUGGACACCACGAGACGCGAGUGGGUUACGCCCUGGAUGAGAUGCUCGAGCUCGAUGCGGCAGUGGAAGCGGUGCUCAAGAUGAUUGACCCGAGGGAAACCCUGGUCGUGUUCACCGCUGACCAUUCGCACACUCUUAGCAUGGCGGGAUACGCCAAGCGGGGCACCUCCAUCCUGGGCAUGGACGACCACCAGAAGGACCUGAAUGGAGUUCCCUACAGCACUUUGAACUACGCCAUUGGCAAGUGGCAGAGCCUCGACAAGGAGGGAAGGAGGGAGAGUCCCAGCAAGACUUUGAGUCCAACCUCCUACACUCCGAGUUACAUUUCCGGACGGAAGGGCGUUCACUCUGGAGAGGAUGUGGCUGUCUUUGCGAUGGGACCGCAGUCGCAUCUCUUUGGCGGCAUCAUGGAGCAGAACCUGCUGCCCCACCUGAUGGGCUACGCCGCCUGUUUGGGCAGAGGAGUCACCCUCUGCAACCGGAACCAGGAUGCGAAGCCUGUUCCCCUUUAGAUUAUCGCAUGCGUGUAAAUUUCUGUUACUACUCGUUAAUUGUUUUAAGUAAAUUGCUUUGAAUCGUUUCCCUCUGAAAA